Molecule: messenger RNA, 1809 nt
Organism: Punica granatum (pomegranate)
Lineage: Eukaryota; Viridiplantae; Streptophyta; Magnoliopsida; Myrtales; Lythraceae
Source: RefSeq, a predicted model, not a curated record
AUGGCCCAAGUUCAGGUUCCAGCUCGGUCUCUGAAUGGUGGAGCCAACCAGUUCGCUAAGACAUCGCUCUACGUCGGUGACCUCAACUUCGACGUCACCGACACCCAUCUGUUCCUUCUGUUCAAUCGGGUCGGCCAGGUGGCCUCAGCUAGGGUCUGCAUGGAUUGGGCCAGUCGCAGUUCGCUUGGUUAUGGAUUUGUUAACUACAAAUACCCGGGCGAUGCUGCUAGGGCACUGAAGAUGCUGAACUACACUCCUAUCAAUGGGAAGCCGAUUAGGAUUAUGUACUCUCAGUGCGACCCGAGCAUCCGCAAGAGUAGUGCUGGCAACAUAUUCAUUAAGAAUCUCGAUGAGUCAAUCGACAACAAAUCAUUGCAUGAGAUUUUUUCGACUUUCGGGACUAUUCUGUCAUGCAAAGUCGCCAUGGAUCCCUCUGGUCGGUCUAAGGGCCAUGGUUUUGUCCGCUAUGAUAAUGAAGAAUCAGCACAGAAGGCCAUAGAGAAGCUGAAUGGAAUGUUAAUCAAUGAUGAGCAAGUCUUUGUGGGACCUUUCCUCCGCAUCGAGGAAAGAGAAUCUGCCUUGAACGAGACAACGUCAUUCAACAAAGUCUAUGUGAAGAAUCUCUCCGAGGCAACAACAGAGGAUGGCUUGAAAAAGAUUUUUGGGCAGUUUGGGCCGACCACUAGUUUGGUCGUGAUGAGAGAUGCUAAUGGGAAAUCAAAAUGCUUUGGAUUUGUCAAUUUUAAGCAAGCAGAUGAUGCUGCUAGAGCUGUGGAGGCUCUUAAUGGGAAGAAGUUUGAUGAUAAGGAAUGGUACGUAGGCAAAGCUCAGAAAAAAUCAGAACGAGUGAUCGAGCUGAGACGCAAAUUUGAGCAGAGUCGGAAGGAGGCAGCCGACGAAUUCCAAGGAGCUAACUUAUAUGUCAAGAAUUUAGAUGAUAGUAUAGAUGAUGAAAAGCUUAAGGAGCUGUUCUCUCCUUUUGGUACCAUCAAAGCUUGCAAGGUUCUGCGACUGCCUGACGGGGUAAGCAGAGGAUCAGGUUUUGUUGCAUUCUCAACUCCUGAGGAGGCGUCGAAAGCUCUCUCGGAGAUGCUGAAUAAAAUGGUGUUGAGCAAGCCAAUAUAUGUUGCACAUGCACAGAGUAAGGAAGAUAGGAAAGCCAAAUUAUUAGAGGCUCAAAUUUCUCAAAUGAGGCCCGUUUCAAUGGCUUCAGUUGGUCCUCGCGUUCCGAUGUAUCCUCCUAGGCUUGAUUAUCAGCGGCAACUUGUUGCCAGUAUAAGGCCCAGUGCUGCUUUCAUGCCGAACUUCAACGUGCCAAUGGUCCAACAGGGGCGGCAAGGUGGAAGAUGCGCUGGGAUACCGCAGCAAACCCAGCAACCUAUGCCAGUGAUGCCGCAGAUGAUGUUUCCUAGGGACCUGGUAUACCGACACCCACCACCGCGUGGAAUGCCUCAUCUUCCGGAUGUAGGUGGCAGAAUGAUGUCCAUGCCGAUGCAGGAGCCAUCUCUAUCUCAGCCUGCUCCUGUUGGCACUCUGGGAAGUGCACUUGCGAAUGCUUCUAGAGAUAAGCAGCGGACGACGCUGGGUAACAGUCUCUACCCACUUGUCGAACAACUCCAGCCUAAUGCGGCCGCCAUGGUCACAGGAAUGCUCCUUGAGAUGGAUCAGGUUGAGGUCCUGCACUCGCUCGAGUCUCUGGAAGCGCUCAAAGAAAAGGUUGCUGAGGCCAUAGAGGUCCUGAGGAUCGCCGCACAGCAGCAGGCUAGUGAUGAUGCUGCCGAUCAGCUCGGCUCGCUGUCUCUAGAGUAA